UGUGUUGUGAUUCUCUCGAUGUUAAAAUAGUUGUAUUUAAUUUAACAGAAAUGACGCUCAGUUCGCGCUCCAGAAAAUAUUUACACAACAUGAUUGACAGCUUACACGAACAACAUCUGGAGCUGCAAUCUCUUUUAGCGGAUUUUGUCUCAAAGACAACAGCUAGUGCUAGAGAAUGGGUGGAAUCUUCGGACCAAAGACGCAUGACAUUUGAUGAUGUUGUGGGCAUGUUGUCUUUUACAAGUGGGAAGUUACUUGCAAAUAUGGACUUUAUAACAGGUGCCAGUUCUCAUAAUGAUAAAAAACCACAAAGGGAAGAACAUGAAAAUACAAGUUCUUGUUUACAAAUGGUUGAAAAUGCUGAUCUAAAAGAUUCAACUAACAAUGAUAAAAAGUACCAAGACAUAUUGUCAAGACUAGAAAUUGUCGAAGCUUCUGGUGUUUCCUUCAGCAAGAUGGAAAAAGACAUUGAAGGGUUAAAAAUUGAGUUAAAACAAUCAACAGACAGACUUGGAACCAAUCAAAAUGAGAUGGAAAAUAAAAUAAAAAAUCUAUUCAACAAACACAACUCCAAAAAUAAAACCCAAAAUAAGCAGUUUAGAGAAAUUGAUACAAAAGUAGGGCAACUGAAAACUGAAAUAAUGGGUUUAAAGCAAGCAGAUUCUGAAUCUGAAAUACUAAUUAAGGAUAUGGCUCAUUCAAUUGCUGUUAUUGCUAAGGAUUUUAAAGUAUUAGAUUCAACUUUGGAUUCAUUCGUAAAAGAAAUAAAUAAUAAAACAGAAGCAAUAGAUAAAAUGCUUUUAAAGUCAGCUAAGCAGCAGGAUGAGUUCAACACAAAGCAUGGUGUUGUUUGCAAAAUUCUUCUGCAAAGAUUAGCUCCCAUCGACCACGCAAUGAACGUUUUAAAUACGACUAGCAUGUGGAAGAGAAAUCAGACAUUACAGGUCUCACAGAUGAGAUCAGAACUCUCCGCACUGAAAGCACAGUUACGGAACUUGGAUCGUAUUCCUUCAUCGCAACCAAACUUUAUCGGGUUCUCAGCAACAUUGAACAUGCGGGAUGCUGUUAUUGGAGGUUCUCUAAUAAAAGGAUUUUCCGAAAUAAUUUUGAACAUAGGACACCACUUUAACCCAACCACUGGCGUGUUUGUUGCUCCGAAAUCUGGCGUGUACGUCGCUUCUUUCCAUGGUUCACAAAUUAACGACGGCUUUUUGUUCAUGCACAUGGUACAUUUGGACAGAUCUAGAGAAAAAGUAGUGAGUUUGAUGCGGACCAAUGGUGAAUAUACUUCAACUGGAUGCAGCGUCAUUGUGAUAAUGAACCAGAAUGAUAAACUGUUUGUGCGGUUAAUCACGGCAGAAGGUGAAGCACGACUCUCAGCAUUUGCUAAUUUUUCAUGCUUUGUCACCAACACUUGCGAUUAAAGUAGUAAUUUUUGGCAGGACAGUCAGCUUUAAA
Molecule: messenger RNA, 1458 nt
Organism: Physella acuta
Lineage: Eukaryota; Metazoa; Mollusca; Gastropoda; Physidae
Molecular function (GO): protein binding
Source: RefSeq, a predicted model, not a curated record